AUGAAACUCUUGAACGGCCUUUUGGCCACCAGUGCGUACGCACUUGUAGAUGAAAACAACGAUACCCUCAACGAGGCCGAAUACGGAAAUCUCGAUGAGUUCCAGCUCAACGAGCUUCUCGGGCUGGAUCUUUUCGAGGGAGACAUCAUCACAGAUGAGCCCGGUACGCUCAACAAAGACCGCAACGCCCAGCUCGAUCUUUCCUACCGAUGGCCCAAUCGGCUCAUUUCCAUCGGAGUCGAACCCCAAGUCGCGAUGAAUGUCGUCGGCUCCCUACACCAGGCGAUUCGAGAGAUGGAAGCCAAAUCCCUGGUUUCAUUCCGCGCUGCGGAUGAAACAAUUGAUGAUUGGAUCAGAAUCUAUCUUGGUGGAGGAUGCUCUUCGUCAGUUGGAAGAAUCGGUGGAAGACAAAGUCUCUCCCUCGCCGAUGGUUGCUCUGCCAUGGCUACAAUUAUGCAUGAAUUCACUCAUGCUCUUGGAAUCAAACACGCCCAGUCCCGCCCAGAUCGAGAUGACUACGUAGAAAUCAUGUGGGACAACAUCGACCCAACUAAGUACAACAACUUCGAAAAAGUGUCCGACGACCAGUGGACCACCUUCGGCAUCCCUUACCCAUACAUGUCCGUGAUGCACUACUCUCAGGGAGGAUUUGCGAUUGACAAGAGCAAGCCAACCAUUGUCACAAAAGAUCCUUUCUACCAAGAUCUCAUUGGCCAGCGAGCGAGUUACACUAAGGCGGAUAAUGAUUUGCUCAAUAACCUCUACUCUUACUCCGAUGCCGACUUAGACCUAGCCAAUUGCGGGUGCAACAAAAUCGAAAUGAAAGGCUUGACCUACCAGAGCGGCAGAAACGGUGUCUACGUCAAGGACGCGAAUGGAUCUCUUUCCGGUGAUAGAUACGGAUACGGCCAUGAGACUCGUGGCGACUGGCUUUACUACCGACGAGGCAGCUAUUCGUGGUUCAUUGGAUCGACUAAGGGAGGCAGCUCAAGAGGUGUUGAAGCACCAGACGUCGCCUUUUGCCCGGAGAAUAUUGAGAAAACAUGGAGAGAAUACAGUGGUGGUGACUGGUAUGAAACUGGAAGUGUCGUCAGCAGAUGCGUUGAUAGCGUAAAAUGCUGCCCCUCUCUCACCUUGAUGCACCGCAACUCUCGCUACCCAGAAAUCAACGGCGACUAUUUCGCCGCCGGAGAAGUCCACCACCGACCCUACUAUCUCCACGCCUCCGAGGACUAUGCGAUCUUUUUCAACGGCGAGAGCUGGGAAAUCUCAGCUAGCGCAGGUCUUAAUACCAAAAUGCACGAAGGAUUCAUUCUCCACACAUCUGAUUUCUGCAUUUCCGACUUGACUUCUGCCAAGUUCGUCAGUACCUUUGACGAUACAGUUCUCGACUCAAGAUUGACUUGUGGUUCGAACAGUUUUAAUGUCAACCCGCGAUUUGAAGCGAGCAUGAAAGCUCAUGCCCCCCAUGUUCAGGACGAACCAGCUGUUGAAACUUCUGUUGUCGAAAUGGAUACCUCCGGCUAUUGUCCUUCUGAUGAAGCGAUGUUCUCCUGGAAAAUCGACGAUUGGCAGUCCUUCUUCGACGCUGGCAACUCCCGACGAUCCCCUACUUUCGUCGACAAGGACGGUUACACUUGGCAAAUCAGUGUCUACCCUAACUCAAAGCCAUCAAGCUCCAACUACGGACAUCUUUCCAUUUAUGCUUACUUGGUUGCCGGUGAUUAUGACAGCUCCUUGGCCUUCCCAGCUCAUGGAAAGCAAAUCACAAUGGGAAUUCUGGAGCAGGGUAAACCAUGCAAGGACCGACUGACUCAGCGACGAAUGAUCACGACCGUACCCUCUCAUGGCGGCUGGGAGAAUCCUUCUGAGAAUGGCUCAACUAACCGAGGAUACAGCAAGUUCAUCAGCCAUGGACUUCUCUUCUACCGAGACUGGAACUACGUAUACGAUAACUCGAUGAUCUUCACUGUCGGCAUUUCCGAAGCCACUGGAACAUGGCUUGAGUGCGACAUGGCCGAGGUCGGCGAGUACGACCGAUGCAUGAUGAAACAAGAAUACGACGACGACCUCAACAUCGAGUCUGACGGCUCUAUCACUGGACGUGGUACUGCCAAGGUCACUUCAAUCCCCCACUCGCAAUACGGUGAGCGAUGCUUGUCCGUGACCAUUUCAACCGCUACCUCUAUCACUUUUGCGAUUACCGGAGAGAUUUUGAGCGGAACUGAGUUCAAGGCUGGUACCGUCUUCCCCUGGUACAGAGAACGAGUCUACCCAAGCGGCGAAACCGAGUACAACUUCCUCGUUGACAUCGGAUUCGACGACUACUACAGUCGAGUUCAACAGUACAUCACCAUGGAAAUCGUGAACCACGAAGAUGCCACCGCUAGAUUUAUCCGAUCCGAAAUGACCUUUGGCCGAUGUCCCGAAGCUCGAACUAUCAAGGGCGACAAUGUUGUGGGCAUUAAUAAUUCAAAUGAAAUCUCUCGCGUCACGGAGUUACUUAUGAUUAUCGAAAGCUACGUCGAUCAGGGAAAUGACAGUUUGAUCAUUCUCUGGAGUUGCUUGAUUACUGCUUCUGUAAUUGGUGUUAUAAUCGCGCUUAUUUACCUUUCUUGUGCUAUCAGGAAACAAAGAACUGAGAUGAAAACGAAGCGGGAAAGCAAAAAAGAACUAGUUCCUGAUGAUUAUUGA
Oikopleura dioica is the source of this 2694-nucleotide messenger RNA. The record is from the annotation of a GenBank genome assembly. NCBI's taxonomy places the organism in Eukaryota, Metazoa, Chordata, Appendicularia, Copelata, Oikopleuridae.